AUGUUUAGGAAUUUUAUUAAAUUAGGAGGCUGCUUAGGCUUAUUGAGUUCAUCAAAUUUAUUAUGCAAUUAAAUUAAAGAUAAAAAUUAAGAUGACCAAUUACCUCAUUUUCAUUUUCUUAAUGAUCAUGAUUUACAAAAAUUAUAAAAGAAACAUUCAAAUUUAUCUAUUAUAGAUAGAAGUUAUACAGAACACAUUCUAUCAGUAAUUAGAGAUGUAUAAACAGAUUUAGUGGUAUUAAUAACAAUUAUUCAAGGAUUUUAGAAAAAAUGCUGAUCGUUUAAUUAGAAUUCUUAUUGAAUAAGCCAUUUCUUAAAUUGAAAAAAAGAAACAUGUUAAAUAAUCUCCAUUAGGAUAUUAUGAUGCUCAUGAAUUAAAAUUUGAAGAUGAAGAGUAUUUUUUAUUAAUAAUUAAGAAUAUGUUUUGUGAGUAUUUUAAGGUCAGGAAAUGCAUUUUUAAUUGAAGCAUUGAAAAUUAUGACUGGAGCAUCAAUUGGUUAAAUACUAAUUUAAAGAAAUGAAGAAACUUCUUAACCAUCAUAUUUUUUCUAAAAAUUACCAAAAAAUAUUAAGGAUUAAUAAGUCAUUUUAGUGGAUCCUAUGUUAGCUACAGGAGGUAGUGCUAGUAUGGCUUUAAAGAUUUUAAAAAAUCAUGGAGUCAAAGAAGAAAAUAUUACAUUUUUAACAUUAGUUAGUUGUGAAUAAGGAUUAAGUAAAUUAUUUAGUGAAUAUCCUAAAAUUAAGAUUAUUACAGCUUAAGUUGAUCCAAUCUUAUUGAAGGAUAUAAACUUUUUGGCUCCAGGAGUAGGUGAUUUUGGAGAUAGAUAUUUUGGGACUGUUAAAAAGAAUUAAGUUAAAUAAUGA
Paramecium pentaurelia is the source of this 863-nucleotide messenger RNA. Lineage: Eukaryota; Ciliophora; Oligohymenophorea; Peniculida; Parameciidae. The record is from the annotation of a GenBank genome assembly.